Molecule: messenger RNA, 564 nt
Organism: Triticum turgidum subsp. durum (durum wheat)
Lineage: Eukaryota; Viridiplantae; Streptophyta; Magnoliopsida; Poales; Poaceae
Source: the annotation of a GenBank genome assembly
AUGGGAGCCGGCCAGGACCUGGAGGCCGGCGCCGGCGACGGCGGCGAGAAGGGGAUGGCCCACUCCUCCUCCUCCGGCCCGCUCCCGCCGUCGGAGCCGCCGCACCUGCGGGGCCAGGACCCCGCCCAGUACCAGUACGGCACCUUCCACCCCCCUGCCCCCCACCCCGACGUCCGCCCCCACCCGCCCGUCGGCUUCCCCCAGCCCGCCCCGCCCCCCGGCUUCCAGCAGCAGCAGCAGCCCUACGCGCCCGCCGACCCCUACUACGCGCAGGGGUACCAGGCCGCCCCAGGUUAUGGUCCUGUUGUUCAAGGUAGGCCUGUUGAAGGAAGACCCAUGAGAAUGCGGCGCCUUCCAUGCUGUGGGCUCGGCAUGGGCUGGCUUCUGUUCAUUGCUGGGUUCUUCUUUGCUGCCAUUCCGUGGUAUAUUGGUGCAUUCAUCCUAAUCUGCGUCCGGGUACAUGACCACAGAGAGAAACCAGGAUAUGUUGCCUGCACUGUUGCUGCUAUAAUUGCGGCCAUUGUUAUACCCCUUGGAGUAACAAAAGGAACAGACUCGUGGUGA